Cucurbitaria berberidis CBS 394.84 is the source of this 1200-nucleotide messenger RNA. RefSeq lists its product as uncharacterized. Bases 1 to 1200 code for a protein of 399 amino acids. The transcript is spliced from 2 exons. NCBI's taxonomy places the organism in Eukaryota, Fungi, Ascomycota, Dothideomycetes, Pleosporales, Cucurbitariaceae. The record is from RefSeq and is a predicted model, not a curated record.
AUGGCCGGCAAGUUCGAUGAUGACGAGUACGUUGCGAAUCUGCUGAAGCAGGAUGCGCAGAGCGCAACCAAGCGGUACGAGCUCGUAGGCAUCGAUGCUUUCAAUCCCAAGAGGCCGAAGUCCGGAGCCCCCAAACCCAACAAGGGCUUUCUAAGACACCUCCUCCACCAAACCGACAGCCACAAUGCGGCGCUACUCGCAAAGGAAGCCGAGGAAUCGAAUACGCGGCUCAGGCUAAUGAAUCGAGAGAAGGAAAGGGAGAUACGGAAGGAAGAGAACAGAAAGCUGAAAAAGGCAGAAGGGCGACUCACCCCAGUACGGAGCGAGGACGAAGCCUACCACAGACCCACAAAGCGAAGGAACGAUCACAGUGAGGAUGACCACCGACGUGAUGGACGAUAUAAGAAGAGGGACCGGGAUGACUCAAGGGACGCGCGAUCUGGAAAGCACAGGGACGAACACCGGCACAAGCGGCGGCAUGACAGCAGCGACGAAGAUCGAUCUGUGCGGAAGCGGAGACAGCCUAGAUCCUACCACGACCAGGAUCGCCGACAUAGACAUAGCAGCAGGGAGGAGGACGACAGAUCCCACACGACAGAACGCACAGAUCGCAAGCACAGAAGACGCAGGUCAUACUCCAGGUCUACGUCACGAUCACGAUCACAAUCAGACAGAGAUACGAAACGGCAUAGACACCGACACCGCUCACGCAGUCCUCGCCCCAAGCCUCGAAACUCCAGAUCAGAUCCAACCACCAAGUCGCGACAACGCACUGCGUCUCCCGCGUCAGACUCGGACCCCCUCGAAGCCCUCGUAGGACCCCUCCCACCACCAACGGUACGCGCCCGCGGCCGGGGCGCCCACAAAGCCAACAAUGCAACAGGGGGCAUCGAAUCGCGCUUCUCCUCUACAUACGAUCCCUCCAUCGACGUGCGACCGCACUCCGAUGCCGAAGACAAUUGGGGAGAUGCCCUCGAAGCGUUCCGCGACAGGCAGCGGUGGAAGCAGCAGGGCGCUGACCGGCUCAAGGCUGCUGGCUUCUCGGACGCGCAGGUGAAGAAGUGGGAAAAGGGCGAUGAGCAGAAUGAGGAGGAUGUGGUGUGGACGAGUAGAGGGCAGGCGAGGGAGUGGGAUCGAGGGAAGGUUGUUGAUGAAGAUGGGGAUGUGGAGCUGAAAGCGGAUUUUGGGCGGUUGAAAUGA